Molecule: messenger RNA, 1713 nt
Organism: Xiphias gladius (swordfish)
Lineage: Eukaryota; Metazoa; Chordata; Actinopteri; Istiophoriformes; Xiphiidae
Product: synapse-associated protein 1-like
Exons: 9
Coding region: 114-1205 (363 amino acids)
Cellular component (GO): cytoplasm; synapse
Source: RefSeq, a predicted model, not a curated record
AAGAAGAAAACCUUUACGGUUUAGUUCCUGGUUGCAUAAAGUGGAGAACCACUCACUGUCCAGAGUGUUGUCUUCGUCGCCUGUAAGCCAGCGGUUGCUUUAUUUCGGCCAAUAUGUUCAAAGGGUUGGGGACGUGGUUGGGUUUGGAGAACCCGACGUACACGACGACGUCAGAUGACAAAGAAAGCCCGAGCGUGCAGCAGGAAGAAAAGGUGGUAGAAGCGCAAAACGAGGUAAACAAACAGCAGCCAGCUGACCAGGAUGUGGAACCAGAGGCGAACCUGGAAAACUCGGAGCAGAGCAAAGGACUGGGCGGCUACAUCUUCAGUUUUGCCUCCAGCGCCACCAAGAAGAUUUCUGAGUCGGUGGUCGAGACAGCUCAGACCAUCAAGAAGACUGUGGAAGAAGGCAAAAUCGACGGCAUCAUAGACAAGACUUUUCUAGGAGACUUUCAAAAGGAGCAAGAGAAGUUUGUCCAAGAGAAGAAAGCAAAAAAAUCAGGAGCAGCAGUGCCUCCCUGGGUUGGCUACAAUGAGGAGGAGACAAUCCAGCAACAGAUCCUUGCCCUGUCAGCUGACAAGAGGAACUUCAUGCGGGACCCUCCCGCGGGUGUUCAGUUCCACUUCGACAUGGAGCAGAUGUAUCCUCUGGCCGCAGUGAUGCUGGAGGAAGACCAACUCCUUAACCGCAUGCGUUUCGACCUGGUUCCCAAACAUGUGAGGGAGGAGGUGUUCUGGAGGAAUUAUUUCUACCGGGUGUCUCUGAUCAAGCAGUCAGCUCAGCUCACGGCGCUGGCGGCCCAGCAGCAGCAGAGGGACGGCGAGGACAGAGGGGCCGGUGUUUCACCUGAGGACGUCGUGCUAACAGACAAUGUCAGACCAAAAACUCCUCCAGUUUCCAUCGGCGACAUACAGAAGCCACCUCAGGAAGAAGAGGAGGAGAUGUCUACAAGUCCCGGAGUGUCAGAGUUUGUGAGCGAUGCUUUCGACUCGACGGCCAUCAACCAGGAGGACCUGAGAAAAGAGAUGGAGCAGCUGGUGCUGGAUAAGAAGGAGAGCAUCCCCUCUCCUGAUGAUGAGGCAGCAGACUGGGAGAAGGAGCUGCAGCAAGAGCUUCAGGAGUACGAGGUGGUGACAGAGUCAGACAACAAGGACGACCAGUGGGAUCAAGAGAUUGAGAAGAUGCUCCAGGCUGAUGACAGCUAGACAACUACCAUGUGUCUGUCCCCUGUAAAGGCAGGGAUCUGGCCUAGAAUGGAUGAAUAGUGACCGGUGAUGCACAGGGGGAUGAACUUCCACAUCCUCGGCCCCACCCAACUGUGAUUACUGUCUUGUAAACAUUCUCCUGUACCUGAUGAAGGUGUAGAUCCUGUUAGAGCAAGGGUGUGUCACUUCUGCUGGAAGAAGUGGUUAUGUUCAGGCAUAUUAGUGAAGUACUACUUCAGUGCUCCCUCCUGAAUUAGUUUUAUCUACUCAGUUUCCCUUCUCUUUUCUCUUUUUGAUGAGAAAAGCUGCUAGAGGGCGCUCCAGUACAAGUAAGAUUGGAUUUGACAAUGGAGAGGGCUUGUUUGAAAUCACAGAUCUGCAUCAAAUUUUAUCUUUGUUUCCACUGCUGCUUUGUAGUUGGUUGUAAAGUGAAGUCUUAGUAUAGUUAUAGUACAGUAAAGUCAAAUGUAAAGUUACAUUUAUGUAAAUAAAGAGGAUUCUAACAUUA